This is a messenger RNA of Hyla sarda, 3235 nucleotides long. RefSeq names its product zinc finger protein 84-like. Lineage: Eukaryota; Metazoa; Chordata; Amphibia; Anura; Hylidae. Gene Ontology annotation, biological process: regulation of DNA-templated transcription. The transcript has 7 exons. The coding region runs from base 95 to 3235 and encodes 1046 amino acids. The record is from RefSeq and is a predicted model, not a curated record.
UAUUAAUGCUCCAGAGACAGAUGUGAGCGGUGAUGAACAGUAUAAGGAGGACAUUCCUACUAGGAAAGAUCUGAACAAUAUUAAUGCUACAGAUAUGAAGGAAGAAGAAGAGACAGAUGUGAGCAGUGAUGAGCAGUAUAAGGAUGACAAUCCUACAGAGAAAGAUCUUAUCUAUAUUAAUGCUACAGACAUAAAGGAAGAAGAAGAGACAGAUGUGAGCAGUGAUGAGCAGUAUAAGGAGGACAUUCCAACAGGAAAAGAUUUGAGCAAUAUUAAUGCUACAGAUGUGAAGGAAGAAGAAGAGACAGAUGUGAGCAGUGAUGAGCAGUAUAAGGAGGACAUUCCAACAGGAAAAGAUCUGAACAAUAUUAAUGCUACAGAUAUGAAGGAAGAAGAAGAGACAGAUGUAAGCGGUGAUGAGCAUUAUAAUGAGGACAUUCCUACAGGGAAAGAUCUGAUCUAUAUUAAUUCUACAGACAUAAAGGAAGAAGAAGAGACAGAUGUGAACGGUGAUGAGCAGUAUAAGGAGGACAUUCCUACAGAGAAAGAUUUGAUCCAUAUUAAUGCUACAGACAUAAAGGAAGAAGAAGAGACAGAUGUGAGCAGUGAUGAGCAGUAUAAGGAGGACAUUCCUACAGGUAACCACCCAGAUUCUUGUACCAGGAGAUCAGAGGAGAAUCUUAUAUCUUCAGAUUAUAAAGCAGAUGAUGAUAUCACACAAGAUACAUAUGAAGAACAUUCCAUUAUCCCAGAUACACCCUCAGCCCUUCACAGCCAAGAUCUCUCAUCUCAUCCUUAUAUACAGGUCCUGUCUUCUCAUUCAUCACAGGAUGUUCAGCUAAAUAAAGGUCACAGAAGGGGUGUUGGACAUCAAAAAGCUCAUACAGGAAAGAAACCAUAUUCAUGCUCAGAAUGUGGGAAAUGUUUUACUCACAAAUCACAUCUUGUUCGACAUCAAAGAACUCACACAGGAGAGAAGCCAUUUUCAUGUUCAGAAUGUGCGAAAUGUUUUACUCAGAAAUCAAGUUUUGUUGUACAUAAAAAAACUCACACAGAGGAGAAGCCAUUUUGCUGUGCAGAGUGUGGGAAAUGUUUUAUUGUGAAAUCACAACUUGUUCAACAUCAAAGAACUCACACAGGGGAGAAGCCGUUUUCAUGUUCAGAAUGUGGAAAAUAUUUUUCUCAGAGAUCAAAUCUUGUUAAACAUAAAAGAAUUCACACAGGGAAGAUACCGUUUUCAUGUUCGGAAUGUGGGAAAUGUUUUGCUCAGAAAUCAGAUCUUGUUAGACAUCAAAGAACUCACACAGGGAAGAAGCCAUUUUCAUGUUCAGAAUGUGUGAAAUGGUUUGCUCAGAAAUCAGAUCUUGUUAGACAUCAAAUAACUCACACAGGAGAGAAGCCAUUUUCAUGUUCAGAAUGUGGGAAAUGGUUUUCUCAGAAAUCAGAUCUUGUUAGACAUCAUAGAACUCACACAGGUGAGAAGCCAUUUUCAUGCUCAGAAUGUGGAAAAUGUUUUACUGAGAAAUCAAGUCUUGUUAAACAUAAACGAACUCACACAGGGGAGAAACCAUAUUCAUGUUCAGAAUGUAGGAAAUGUUUUUCUAACAAAUCAAGUUUUGUUGUACAUAAAAAAACUCACAUGGAGGAGAAGCCAUUUUGCUGUGCAGAGUGCGGGAAAUGUUUUAGUGUGAAAUCACAACUUGUUCAACAUCAAAGAACUCACACAGGGGAGAAGCCAUUUUCAUGCGCAGAAUGUGGGAGAUGUUUUAUUAAGAAAUCACAUCUUGUUCAACAUCAAAGAACUCACACAGGACAGAAGCCAUUUUCAUGUGCAGAAUGUGGGAAAUGCUUUACUCAGAAAUCACAUCUUGUUAAACAUAAAAGAACUCACACAGGAGAGAAGCCAUUUUCAUGUUCAAAAUGUGGGAAAUGUUUUAAUUGGAAAUCAGGUCUUCUUCAGCAUCAAAGAACUCACACAGGGGAGAAGUCAGUGAAGAAGUCCUCUAGUGGGCGCUGUCGGGCCCCUGUGUGUGAAGGAUGGGGAAGAACCCUGAGCCCAAUCCCGGGGCCCCCACCUCACUCCCUGAUACAUGAGGAAAUGGAUGAACAGAAGAUCAGAGAACUCAUCAACAAGAUGAUGGAGCUGCUGACUGGAGAGGUUCCUAUAAGGUGUCAGGACGUGGCGGUCUAUUUCUCCAUGGAGGAGUGGGAGUAUGUAGAAGGACACAAGGAUCAGUACAAGGAUCAGGUGAUGAUGGAGGAUCAGCAGCCCCUCCCAUCACCAGUCAGAUCCAGUAAGAGAACAGCACCAGAGAGGUGUCCCCGUCCUCUUCUUCCACAGGAUGAUCAGGAAGAAGAGACAGAUGUGGGCAGUUAUGAGCAGUAUAAGAAGGACAUUCCUACAGGAAAAGAUUUAAUUUAUAAUAAUACUACAGAUGUAAAGGAAGAAGAGGAGACAGAUGUGAGCGGUGAUGAGCAGUAUAAGGAGGACAUUCCAACAGGGGAAGAUCUGAUCUAUACUAAUGCUCCAGACACAAUAGUAAAAGUAGAAGAAGAGACAGAUGUGAGCGGUAUUGAGCAGUAUGAGGACAUUUCUACAGGUAAUCGCUCAUAUUCUUGUAGCAGGAGAUCAGAGGAGAAUCUUAUAUCUUCAGAUUAUAAAGCAGAUGAUGAUAUCACACAAGAUACAUAUGAAGAACAUUCCAUUAUCCCAGAUACACCCUCAGCCCUUCACAGCCAAGAUCUCUCAUCUCAUCCUUAUAUACAGGUCCUGUCUUCUCAGUCAUCACAGGAUGUUCAGCAAAAUAAGGAGAUCUUAUUAUCAUGUUUUACUCAGAAAACAGAUGUUGUCCAACAUCAGAGAAGUCACACAGGGGAGAAGCCAGUUUCAUGUUCAGAAUGUGGAAAAUGUUUUACUCGGAAAUCCUAUCUUACUGAACAUGCAAGAAUUCAUACUGGAGAGAAGCCAUUUUCAUGUUCAGAAUGUGGGAAAUGUUUUACUCGGAAAUCAUAUCUUACUGAACAUGGAAGAUUUCAUACCGGAGAGAAGUUAUUUUCAUGUUCACAAUGUGAAAAGUGUUUUACUCAGAACUCAGAUCUUGUUAGACAUCAAAGAACUCACACAGGGGAGAAGCCAUUUUCAUGUUCAGACUGUGGGAAAUGUUUUACUCACAAAUCAAAUCUUGUAAAACAUCAAAAAAACUCACUCAGCACUGAAGCGAUUUCCAUGUUCUGA